GUAUAUCUUUCUUUCCCUUCUGUUUUCGGCUCCACUUUGGUGUGAGAUUUCAGACAUUAAAAAUGGUUGUAGAUGCUUGCAAACUUCUAGAUUCCUUUCUCUUCAUCCUCAUCAAACACCCUCCACACAUAAACCUUAUCAUUAACAAAAUUCUUAAUAUCAACAAACCAAUUCCUUCAUCAUCAUCUUUCUCAAGCAAAGCAUUUUUUCUCCUCAUUAAAACCCAUCCUCUUCUUUCCUCAAAAAAUCAAACAUUGUAAAUUCAUCAAAUCUAAUAAAAACAUUAAUCUCCAUUGUUAUAUUCUCCAUUAAUGGCUUUCAAAGAAGAACUUUCUUCUGCUAACAUGGAAACCCAUCAACAGGAAGAAUCUACAGUUAAACCCCAUAUCCCGAAUUCGAAUUACUCCAAAAGGGUAGUUCUAAAAACUCUGUUAGAUCGCGAAGAUGGUGGAUUGGGAUUGGUAGGACAGAAAAUUGUGAUUGGUGGAUGGGUUAAGACAGCUAAAGAGGUGAGGAAAAACCCACCUUCAUCCCCUGAAUCUGAUAAUGAACCUAAACCCGAAGCGCAAACCGAGCAGAAGGAUGUGACUUGUAGUGAAAUUUUGCAGAAUCGGAUGCCGAUCUUUAGAACAUUCUUGAAGCUUUUUGGGGUUGGACAUUAUCAAGGGCAGAAAGAGAAAGAAUUAACGGCUGGGAUAGUGCAAAGAGUUCAACAACCUGUACUUUCUACUGUGGUUUUGCAAAUUACUGAUGGGUCUUGUAUUGCCAGUCUUCAGGUGUUGGUGGAAUCAACUCUGGCUCCUCCAGGCCAAAUCAUGCUUGGUGGAACGUGCAUUCUGGUGGAAGGUGUGAUACAAAAACCUGAAACAUCCGGAAAGCAUAUCAUUGAGAUUAAAGCAGAAAAAGUUCUACAUCUUGGUGUAGUAAAAGAUCAGGAAAAGUAUCCCUUGUCCAAGAAAAGGCUCCCUUUACACAGUCUAAGAGAUUGGGCGCAUUUUCGUCCUAGGACAACCACCGUUGCAUCGAUCACAAGAAUCCGUCAUGCUUUAACACACGCGACUCACAACUUCUUCCAACAAAACGGCUUUCUAUAUGUUCAAGUUCCGGUAAUUACAACAGCAGAUUCUGAAGGAUGUACUAACAAAUUUCAUGUUACAACACUUGUAAGCAAGCCAACACACGAAUCAUCAAAUGCAUUCGAUGAAGUUAGUGGAGUUAGCCUUGCAUCUGUUAAGAAUGCUCUGAAGGAGAAGACUAAUAAGUUAGACGAGCUAAGAAGAACAGAUAGUAAUAGAGAAGCAUUACUUGCAGCUAUUCAGGAUCUUAAGAAAACAAAUGAGCUUGCUUCACAAUUAGAAGCUAAAGAGAAAAAAGAGAAGGCAAAUUCUAAGACUGACCAAUUAGAUUUUAUGAAUGAUUACUUUUCUUGCCAAGCCUUUUUAACAGUUUCAGGCCGGCUUCAUCUUGAAAGUUAUGCUUGUGCACUUGGUAAUGUUUACUCUUUUGGGCCGCGAUUUAAGGCUCAGACGAUUCACUCUACUAGACAUGUCUCUGAAAUGUGGAUGGUUGAAGCUGAAAUGGCUUUUUCUGAACUAGAGGAAGCCAUGGGUUGUGCUACUGAUCUUUUAAAGCACAUAUGCAAAUGGGUACUAGAAAAUUGUCCUAAUGAUAUGAAAUUCAUCCUAAAACGGGUGGAUCAAAGCAUCGUUCCUCGUCUUCAAACAGUGGUGUCAAGUUACUUCGAGAAGAUUCCUUAUUGCAAAGCCAUUGAUGUACUAAAACAGGCCAAAGAAAACAAGCAUGACUUAAAUAUUGAAUGGGGUGUUCCUCUUACUGAAGAACAUGAAAGAUAUAUGGCUGAUGAAAUCUACAAAAAACCAGUAAUCAUUUAUGAUUAUCCCAAGGAAGUUAAGCCCUUCUAUGUUCGCCAAAAUGAUGAUGGAAAAACAGUUGCUGCAUUCGAUAUUAUUGUUCCAAAGGUAGGAGCAGUGAUCAGAGGAAGUCAGAACGAAGAACGUCUCAAGAUGCUAAGCACCAGAAUCCAAGAAUUAGGUUUGUCAAGUAAGCAGUAUGAGUGGUACUUGGAUCUGCGUAGACAUGGAACAGUCAAACAUGGUGGAUUUAGUCUGACAUUCGACCUUAUUGUCCUUUUGGCUACUGGAAUUUCUGAUGUACGGGAUGUUAUCCCAUUUCCUAGAAGCUAUGGGAAACUUAGUAACUAAUGUACGACUCGUUUUCGAUAGGGUCUGAUAUAUAUCUGAUUUUAUGUACAUGGUUUGUGUAUAAAUGUAUUACUAUUAAGUAAUCUUUACCCUAGUGAUCUUAUAACCUUGCCUGUGACCAUUCAUCAUUCAAGUAUAUAUAGAAGUACAAGAGCAUAGUAAUGUAAAUGAAUGCAUGAAAUAUAACACAACACAAGUUAAUUAACAGAUUCUAUUUCCCUGUACUUAUUGUGGACUAUGUUCUUUAGACUCAUCAAGUCAAGUCUCUUGAAGUACUAUUGUUUGAUCUUUAUGUACGUUGACUAAGAUAUAAGUUUGAUGCUGUCAUGAUUAACAUA
This is a messenger RNA of Amaranthus tricolor (Joseph's coat), 2560 nucleotides long. RefSeq names its product asparagine--tRNA ligase, cytoplasmic 2. NCBI's taxonomy places the organism in Eukaryota, Viridiplantae, Streptophyta, Magnoliopsida, Caryophyllales, Amaranthaceae. Gene Ontology annotation, biological process: asparaginyl-tRNA aminoacylation. The transcript is spliced from 7 exons. Gene Ontology annotation, molecular function: asparagine-tRNA ligase activity; ATP binding. The record is from RefSeq and is a predicted model, not a curated record. Gene Ontology annotation, cellular component: mitochondrion. The coding region runs from base 312 to 2222 and encodes 636 amino acids.